AUGGAGGUUGAGGAUGGAGCCAAGCUCUGCUUUCCCCAGCUACUGAACACCUCCUGCAGGAAGCCCUUGUCUCCUUGGCCCCAAACAGUUACCAUUGUGUUCUACUCCAUCUCUCUGAUCACUGUGGCUCUUAACCUGCUCAUCAUCAUCUCAAUCUCCCACUUCAGGCAGCUGCACAUACCCACCAACAUCCUCCUCCUCUCUCUGGCUGUCUCUGACCUUCUAGUGGGCCUCCUGCUGAUGCCUGUAGAGGUUCUUCGAAAAACAUCCUGCUGGUUUCUUGGUGACUUUGUUUGUUCUGUGUAUACUCUUAUUUCAGUCAACAUUACCUCCUCCUCAGUAGGUACCAUAGUGCUCAUAUCAGUUGACCGUUAUGUGGCUAUAUGUGACCCUCUGCAGUACACCACUAAAGUCACUGGGAAAAGAGUUAAACUCUGUGUUUGUCUGUGUUGGUUCUGUUCCAUUUUCUACAGCCUUCUCUUUUUAAAGGAUGUCCCAACUCAACCAGGGAGGUAUCAAUCCUGUUACGGAGCAUGUGUGUUUUUCUAUGACCCUAUCUCAUUGACUGUUGAUCUUGUUUUGUCAUUUAUUGUUCCAGUUACUGUCAUCGUGGCUCUGUAUCUGAGAAUAUUUGCCGUGGCUGUGUCUCAGGCUCGUGCCAUCCGCUCUCACAUUACAGCUGUCACACUGCAGCAUUCAGUGACUCCAAAGGCAAAGAAAUCAGAGCUGAAAGCAGCCAGGAAUCUUGGUGUUCUUAUAGUUGUGUUCCUAAUAUUUUUCUGCCCAUAUUACGCUGUCUCGCUUGUAAGUGAAAGCUUGGUCAAUGCUUCAUCUGCAUCCUAUGUUCUCUUUGUGUUCUAUUGUAACUCUGGCCUAAACCCUGUGAUCUAUGCCUUCCUUUACCCCUGGUUUAGAAAAGCAGUUAAACUCAUAGUUACUCUCCAGAUACUGCAGCCUGGCUCCUGUGAAACCAACAUGCUGUAGAGAGGCUGUGGAGGGACUGAGAUCAGACUCGGUCUAUGGAUUAAAGGAAUGAAUAUGUUCCUGUUGUUCAGUGAGUGAGUUAUGAAAUAGAGAAAGUGAUGAUAUACUUUCCUGUCUUUAAUUCUAAAUUGUGUAUGGACAACAAAAGACAGGAUUAUCUACAGUUCAUCAUAUAAUUGCUGCUAUGUUUCCAGGGAAACAAGUACAGUGUAGUCAUAGAACAGAGGAAAUUAAAGUAGUAAUUAUGUGGAGUCUGAUGGGUUGCAAUUUAAUCAGAUUUGAUGUCAUUCAAUCUAUUUAACAUAGCAUGGUGAUGUGUUGUAAAGAAGCAUGAAAUA
Messenger RNA from Etheostoma cragini (Arkansas darter), 1322 nucleotides. RefSeq names its product trace amine-associated receptor 7e-like. Gene Ontology annotation, cellular component: membrane. Gene Ontology annotation, biological process: G protein-coupled receptor signaling pathway. The coding region runs from base 1 to 984 and encodes 327 amino acids. The transcript has 2 exons. Lineage: Eukaryota; Metazoa; Chordata; Actinopteri; Perciformes; Percidae. Gene Ontology annotation, molecular function: trace-amine receptor activity. The record is from RefSeq and is a predicted model, not a curated record.